GCUGUGCCCAUCCGAGGAGGCCUCGCAGCCGCGCCGCCGCUCGGUAAAGGAGUGGGCGCUCGGGGAUUGAAACACUUUUGUUCUGAAAGCUAUCAUUGAACUUGCAUGGAUUUGGAAGUGAAAGGAGUUGCUGCAUCCCCUCGAAGGCAGGCUGAGCUGUCAUUGAGGGGAAAGAAAUGUCAGGGCUGGAGACCAGAUGCACGGGCUAGUCACAGUCCCCGCCCACCAGAGGUACCAUGCCUAGAUCUAGGGAAGCUGGGAGAUUCUGAUGAAGAGGAUGGGGACUCUUACAUACCGUACAGUGGAAGCUGUCCUCAUACAUGCCAGCUAGAUUCAUCUUCAGAUUGGAGAACGUCAUUACAAACGCCAUGUGCACAGCAUCAACAUGUGUCUAGACAAUUUGGUCAUAACAACAUGGAGAAGACAAGACCAGAAAAUCUGCCAUCCCCAACAGAUGGAUACAAACUGAAGCAUUAUCAGUGUGAACCAGAUACGAAGGAAGAAUAUGAGCAAUAUCCUCAGAGAAUUGCAGAAAAGAGGAAGGACCACCUCCAGUGUUCAGAUGCUUCAAUAAAGGUAGCUGGCAAAGUACUUGAAGAUGGACAUAAUGAUGAUCUUAUAGCUCUUGAUGAGAAAGCUCUCCUGCAACAAUGCUACACAAACAAGCCCUAUAAUAUGCAGCACAGUAUAAGGAAAUUGGAAGCUGAGGAUGUUGCUGCAGAGAGGAGAAAACAGGCUGUAGUAGAACAAGUGAUGGUGGAUCAGUUAUGUAGAGCUGUUAUAAGCGACCCAGAGCAGUCUACGCGUUCUGAUGUUUGCAAGGAAGCUCAAGGACUUCUGGGACUUGGGACAGCACCAGUGCAUUUUAGAAAAAGAAUACUGCAUGAAACCAAAAUAAGGACCAAAUCAGGAUUAACUGAAAAUAUGCUCUCUAACAAGCUACGCUUUGAUAGUAGGAUUAUAUCGAGAAAUGGCCGCGAUGCUUGUAGAGAGUUGAUUGGAUUUUUUUUCACAUGUGACAGAUCCCUCACUGUGUAUGAAUUUCGACAGUUUGGAAGAAACAGAACAAACGCCUUGCCUUUCAUUCAGAAGGGAGUUUAUCGACAUCAGCGUGGGCAAAGGAAGGGAAAAGCUUAUGAUCUGGGUGACCUCUAUGUUGGAGCUAAUCUAACUUUCCGAAGUGUUGAUCAUAACCUUCCAGAAAGCGUUAAACAGAACCCUGUCUUCACCCUUCGUGUGAUAAGUAUUGAUGAAGCAGCUAUGGAUUUUCUAAAAGCUUCUUCUGUGGAAUUCAAGCAACAAAGUUCCAAGCAAGCAGACAGCAAAGUUUUCAAGAAGAUUCAAGGUAUAUUCAGAGGGACACUAAGUAAAAGAGGAGUUCGGGUUAUAACGGGCUUAGGAAAGUAUUUCCGACAAGUAGACAAGAGCAGAAAUGGUUUUCUCUCUCAGGCAGCCUUUAAAGAAGCUCUAAGAGUAUUCCAUUUGGAAAUGCCUGAAGGGGACUUUGAAUCUUUAUGGCUUAUUCUUGAUGAUAGCAAGAGUGAUAAGGUCGACUAUGGAGAAUUUACUCGUGCCAUAUUUGGAGAAAUGAAUGAAUAUAGGAAAGCCUUUGUAAGAAAAGCUUAUAUGAAACUAGAUUUCAACAAAACUGGGAGUGUGCCUAUGGUGGACGUCAGGAAAUGUUACUGUGCAAAGAAACAUCCUCUAGUAUUGGCAGGCAAAGCUGCAGAAGAAGAAAUUAAAUCGUCAUUUCUAGAAACAUUAGGAGAGACCUGCAGCAACCCCAUUGAAGUGUCCUAUUCUGAGUUUGAAGAUUACUAUGAAGGAUUAAGUUUUGGAAUCGUGUGUGAUGAUGAUUUUGUUAAUAUCUUAAGGAACUCUUGGGGUGUUUAGAGUGGAAGAUGACAAAAAUGAAGAAGAAACAUUUUCUAAACAAGGAGUAACUAAAUAAGGGAGGAUUUAAUCUUGAUGUGCAUUGCUUUAUAAUUAGUGUGUUAAACUGAUGUCAGGAACUGAAAACUUUAGAUACUUUAAGAAUAAUAUAUGCCAAAUUUCUUGGAGUGUCUGUUCAGCUAUGCUAGCCACUCUGCUAAUACAAAUACUGUUUGUUUCAUUUCAUUGGAAAUAAUAAAGGCUGUUUCUUAUACCAAAAGCCACCUUUUUGAUAUUAGAAUAAAGUGGCAUAUUUUAAAAUAACUGGGAAUUAGAAUACUAAAAUGCAUGAAAGUGUAUAUGCAAGAGAAGAUUUUAUGAUGCAUUGUGAAAAGUUUUAGGUUCGACUGUAUAUCAAUGGUAACUUUUCUUAAGAAAGUUUCUUAUAACAUUCUUUGUCUUGUUUCUUGUUUCUUAUGGUAGCACUUAGCUUGAAAGAGAGCAGGUCAUACUUUUCCAGUUUUGAGGGUGUUUGCAGUACUGAAAGUGCAGAGACGUUCACAGCAACUAGCCCCUUGGCCUAUGGACCAUCUUGACUGAUCUUACUUGGUCAUUUUGGUCAAGAAUCCAAAGCUGAGCAUUGAAUCCCAAAGGUUUUAUAAAGCACACAUGAAUUUUAUAAUGCAUAUUAUAAAAUUUUAUAAUGCAUAUUCCUUUCCUACAUUUUGCUAAGUGGUUUUCUAAACAAAUAAGUUUUCUUUAUAUCCCUAGGAUUUUUUUUAACUAAUACUUAGCAAUUAUAUAUUUUGUCGAAUGGACAUAUAGCAUUUCAUAUCUACUCUGAAAGUAUAAAACAGAAAAGUAUUUAAAAAAAACCCCAAAACAACCACCUGUGUCACCACAAAAAUUAAAUCAUAAAAUAAUCCUUGCUACUUCAAAUAUUCAGACAGAUGCUUUUUUCAAUGUAAUACAUCUUGUUAAUUCUGUAAAAUUAUUAGUGUUAAGAAAUAAAAAAGUAUUGUUAAUUACACAGUGAGAGAGAGAUAGCCUUUGGUUUCAAUAGACCUGUCACUAAAAUUAACUGUAUGUUGAACUGCAUUUCUUAAGCCUAUACGAUUAAAAUGUAUUAGUUUCCUUA
Pseudopipra pipra is the source of this 3010-nucleotide messenger RNA. It is a transcript of the gene CAPS2, whose product is annotated as calcyphosine 2. Lineage: Eukaryota; Metazoa; Chordata; Aves; Passeriformes; Pipridae. Gene Ontology annotation, molecular function: calcium ion binding. The transcript is spliced from 19 exons. The record is from RefSeq and is a predicted model, not a curated record. The coding region runs from base 106 to 1893 and encodes 595 amino acids.